Molecule: messenger RNA, 1243 nt
Organism: Ostrea edulis (European flat oyster)
Lineage: Eukaryota; Metazoa; Mollusca; Bivalvia; Ostreida; Ostreidae
Product: galactose-3-O-sulfotransferase 3-like
Exons: 1
Coding region: 136-1182 (348 amino acids)
Biological process (GO): glycolipid biosynthetic process
Cellular component (GO): membrane
Molecular function (GO): galactosylceramide sulfotransferase activity
Source: RefSeq, a predicted model, not a curated record
UAGUUUGUUGCAAAAUUUCAUAUUUAUUCUUUCAGGUGGAUUUUUCUGGGCAUUGUGAUAACAGUUCCCAUUUGGCUGACGGUGGCAAAUUACAUAUCCCAUCUAUCGCUAAAAUAUAGUUCAACAUACGAAGACAUGAACCAAUUAAGAACUCUCGGUAGUGCCUCUGGGAGAUAUUUUCCAACAAAACAGAGAACAGUACAUCAACAUGUCGCGUUUUUGAAAGUCCACAAGACCGGAAGUACAACCGCUCAAGGAAUUUUCCUACGUUACGGAUUACACAAGAAUUUAACUUUUGUUGUUCCCAAUAAUAAAUCAUGGUAUCCAAACAUUAUCGCUUUAAACGAUUCCGUGAUACCCGGUUACAAUAUAAUUCCUCCCCCAGUAGGGAAAACCUAUGACAUCUUGUGUUUCCACGUCGUUUACAAUCGCUUAGCGUUUGAAGAUGUCAUGCCAAAUGAUACUAAGUACAUUGGGAUCGUUCGUGAACCAUUCCUGCAAUUUGAUUCCACCAUCCGAUAUUUUAGAUUUGGGGAAGAUCACGGAGUAGCACAAUACAUUCGCCUUUUUCUGAAGAAUCCAAAAUUAUACAUGAAGAAAAUGGAUCAGCUGGGUUCCACCUUUAUAAACAAUAGAAUGGCUUUUGAGUAUGGUUUUCCCUCCAGUCUGUUUCACUCUUUUGACAUGCUCGCCGUAAAGCAGUAUUUGGAGAAACUCGAUAAAGAAUUCCAUGUAGUUAUUGUAAACGAGUAUAUGGAUGAAUCAGUCAUUCUAUUACGUCGAGUGUUGAAUUGGGAUUUGAAGGACAUCCUCUUUGUUAAUCUAAAUGUCAAUCCCAAUCGCCAUGACUUAAAUCAGGUCGGCCUGAAAGAAAUUCGUUUAUAUCGUCAGUAUGCCAAAUUGGACUAUGAAUUGUACAAUUUUUUCGUCAAACGUUUAUGGCAACAGAUCUAUUCUUAUGGAGAAGAUAUUCUAGAAGAAAUUUCGUAUUUCAAAUUAUUGAGAAAACACUUACAGAAUUUCUGCAGUAGUGUAGAUAAAAGCUUCCUAAAAGUAGAAGAAUCAUCAUGGAGUUCCUCGUUCAGUGUGACAAAAGACGACUGUAUAGAAAUGCAAGAAGGAGAAUUUUGGUAUCUCAGGAAUAUAAUGAAACAUCAGUAUUCCAAUGGAACUCAAAAUUAAUAUCUCUCUCCCCCCCUCUCUCUCUCUCUUUCUUUCUUUCUCUCUCAUUACUUCGAUGGGU